Neolamprologus brichardi is the source of this 3092-nucleotide messenger RNA. The record is from RefSeq and is a predicted model, not a curated record. NCBI's taxonomy places the organism in Eukaryota, Metazoa, Chordata, Actinopteri, Cichliformes, Cichlidae.
GGUGUGGGUGUGUGGAGAGAGCGCGGAGAAGGGAAAAAGUAACGGUUAGCUACAGAAGAGACGGAAAGAAAAUAAAUAAAAGGAAUAUAAAAACUCCCUCGACAGCCAGAGUUGUGUCGGCGAUGCUCGCUGUGAGUAGACUGUUUCAGCCCACUGUACGCGGUGUUCGUGCCUUGGAGAAGAAAUAAAGUUCGGUGAAGCAGUUUCCUACGCCUCCUUCGAUCUUUUUGCUAGCGGAGUUCAGCGGAGUUUAGACACAUCUUCUCACUGAAUGGUUAUUCUUUGUUUUCAUGACUAUUUACAUUGUAGAUAAUGCGUUAAUCUCAGCAAUAUUGCACACGUCAUAAGUGACGGUGUGACUACACUUCAUGAAACACAACGUCAACUCCCGCCCUUUCACUCUUCAGUUAGGGCGGUUUCGACAGGAAGAAGCAUCACUGGUUGUGGGUUUAACCGUGUGGUCUUAGGAUUUAAAAAGCCAGCGACACCCAUACUGAAGGCAAAACAAAGAAGUCUGAUCAGGUUUUCGGCUGAAGCUAUUUCAGCACCACCGUGUGUGUAUUUUGCUCCAGCCUUGUGUGAAAUCAGCAAAACUCAACUCAGAACGCAAAUGGCUGGUUUAUCGUUGUCACUUUGGUGGAUUUGGCUGUCUCUCUCGGUUCUACGUUCAAAUGCUUCUAAAGACAAGAUAAACGCCACAGCUGAGUCUGGACAGGAUGUCAAUCUGACAUGUCGAGCUCCAGGCAAGGACAACGCUAUCAUAGUUGUAGAGUGGAGCAGAGCUGACCUUGGAACAAAAUAUAUCUCUUUGUACCGCGGCAGGAAAUUUGUUCCAGACCACCAGCAUCCAUCUUUUAAGGACCGGGUGGAUCUGCAGGACAGACAGAUGAAGGAUGGAGACUUCUCUGUGAUUCUGAAGAAUGUGACAACUGCUGAUAGUGGAACAUACGAGUGUCGUGUUGAGACAAAAACAAAUCGCAGGAAGAGAGCUAAUCUGGAUGGUGACCCCAUCAGCAGCAUCAACCUUCAUGUUGUUCCUCCAGGUCAACAAGGAGGACACACAGAGGAUGGAGGGAAGGAGGAUGGAGGGAAGGAGGAUGGAUCUGUUGGACUGAGAAGAGGACAUUUUCCACUGAUAGCAUCUUUAUCAUUUAUUUGUGCAGUUUGUAUUUUGAUCACCGUAAAGUAUUUCUAUCCUACUCGUGAUAAAGCAACUGACACGCAGCAGGCAUGAAAUAUUGCACUUGACAAUUUUUAUGUCACAGCAGACAAACCAGAGGAUCUUGUAUUAUCAUCCACCGUCGUUACAACAGAGAAAUCUAAAGCAACAGUAUCAACAUGUUUCAGGGUUCCCAUUAAUUUCAACUAUAAAUAUGGUGGAAACCAAGGGAACCCAAAAAUCUUCAAAAAAAUAAGGAAAUAUGCCACAAAAUGUUCAGCUGAAACAAAAUUAACGACAGUAGAUUUAGCUAUUCCUCAUGUCUGCACCAACAGUAUUAUUCCCCUCCUCAAGCUGCCACCUUGGCGUUGGUGGAGAGGCUUGUGUGCUCAAAUCCUGGAGCGUUCAGUUGACAAACAGGUUUCAGGUGAUGAGCCAGACUAAGAGCAGCUCAACAAAAAAAGUGAUGGACUGAGUAAAUCAUGUGUCUUGUGUGACUUCUAGUUGUAUAAACCAACUAAAAAUAAAAAAGAAUGAGAGCUCUUUAACUGAGCCCUUAAACAUAGGUGCAGACUAAUGCUUUUGUGGAUAUUUGUGAUACAAAUAUCAAAGAGAGAUACCUACCUGCAAAACUUUAUCUUUAACAGAUCAGACAAAAAUAAUCUACUUUUAAAUCACUUAUAAAAUACAAGAACUCUGGUUUUCUGCUGUAGUUGGGACUGGUGGAACUCCUGUACUCAUCCCCUGCUGUUGUCAAGUGCUUUAUUUACUCAUUUAAAAAUUUAAAAAUAAAUGUAGUACAUUUUCUUCUAUCAGACGUUUUGGUUCAGGCUUUAUUACAAGCACAGAGUGAAACGUGUAUUAAUCAACUAAUCUUUACAUUUAAUAAGUGAUCUAAAAGUAGAUUUUUUGUGAAACUUGCUUGGGUUUUUUUUUGUGUAUUUUUGAUGUAUAUCCUUUAACACAAUAAGUUAAAGAAAAGCUUUUUUUCUAGAUGGAUAUUUGCAUAAACAUUUUUAUUUUUACAAUGUAGAGAAUAAAUUACAUUUCACAUUUUGAAAAUAACAUUUGCUUUUGGUUUCCUUUCUCCAGAAAUGAUUACAAAAGCUAUUCAGUAUGUAACUGAUCCUGUUGGUACACACCCAGUAUCUUGUUGAAACAGCACUAAAGUACGUGCGACACACCCUCUGGGCUUUGCUCCAAGUAACCACAGAUGGAAAAACACAGAUACCCAUUCAUUAUCUACCCAGUUAAUCCUUAGAGCUUUUUUUUAAACAUCCUUGCGUGUCACCUGAUAAUAAUCCUCCUGGCUAGUCUGGGCCUGUAAUUAGAGACAACAAAGUGAAGCUCUUAUUACAAGGUGCAGGAGUUGUAGUUUGCAGUUUGUUCCUACCACUGCUUGAUUCAGUGCUGGGUUUAAGGGAGAACAAAGCAGUUCCUCUUCAGUAUGAUAUAAGUUUUCUCUCAUUUCCUUUGUUUAUUAACAGAAAAUAAGGCAGACUUUUCAAAUCAUGUUGCAAACAGUUAAUGUGUGAACAGAUAAACAGCAAAAUGUUUCUAGGGAUCUUGGUUUAUUUUUGUUCCCUGAUUUUAUUCAUUUAUUUUUAAAGAACUGGAAUAAAUGUGUUUUUCCAGUAUCAGAAAUCACAUAUUCUAAUUGUUUUUACCUUCUGUAAGAAAUAACCAUAAUUAGUGACAAAUAAUUACGACAGAGCUCAAAGAAAAUUCCUUGUGCAUUACAGAAACAGAAAAGGUUUGCCUUUAUUUCUUUAGAAAUGAAGUCAUGCUCCUGCUAUUACAAGAAUCCUGCUGAUCAAGUCUAAAAAUAGUCCCAACAAACUGAGCUCAGUUUGGCCUUCUGUUUCUGUAUGUAAGUUUUUCAUUCUGACCUUUUUCUUUAUAUCUGAUAUUAAAACAUAUAUUUUUUAUAAUA